UUUCCGGUUCGGGCACCGACCGAGCCGGGCUGAUGCGUCAUUUCCGUGGACCCACCCCCCUCAGGCGGCCACGUUUGUUAAGGGAAGUGGGACCAAAGGGGACUGACAACUUUGGGCUGAGCCAGGCUUUCAAAAGGACCCAGCGUUAUGGAGGCUCCGGCGGCGACUUCGCCCUCGAUCGGAUUUCCCAUCGACGGCAGAUGCAACUACUUCGUAGAAAAGAAGAAGCGCUUCUGCAGGAUGGUGGCGGCCGCGGGGAAAAGGUUCUGUGGCGAACACGCUGGCUCCGCCGAGGAAGAAAAUACUCGGAAAAGAAUCUUGUGUCCUUUAGAUCCAAAACACACAGUGUAUGAAGACCAACUAGCAAAACAUUUGAAAAAAUGUAAUUCAAGAGAGAAGCCUAAGCCUGAUUUCUUUAUUCAAGAUAUAAAUGCAGGAUUAAAGGAUGAAACAGAGAUUCCUGAGCAAUUAGUUCCAUUUUCUUCUCUAUCUGAAGAGCAGUUGGAGAACUUAAUUAAGAAAUUGAGAAAAGCAAGUGAAGGCUUGAAUUCUACACAUGAAGAUCACAUCAUGUCCCAUCCAGCAUUGCAUGAUGCCCUUAAUGACCCAAGGAAUGGCGAUUGUGCAGUCAAACACCUGAAACAGCAGGCUUCUAUUCUAGGCAACAUUGAAAAGUUAAAGUUACUUGGCCCAAGAAGAUGCUUUGUUGAGUUUGGAGCAGGAAAGGGGAAAUUAUCUCACUGGGUUGAUAUUGCCUUAAAAGAUGCUGAAAAUGUUCACUUCAUCCUGGUAGAAAGAGUGACCACAAGAUUCAAGGUAGAUGGUAAACACAGAAAAAAGGACUCAGUGUUUGAAAGGCUUCAAAUUGAUAUCCAGCACUUGUGUUUGAACAGGGUUCCUGUGCUAAGAGAAGGAAGACUGCCCGUGGUAGGAAUUGGGAAGCACCUGUGUGGGGUGGCGACAGACACUGAGCUUACUCAAUAAGAAUUCUGUGAUUCGUCACCACGCACAAAGCUCAAGACCAAGUGGAUCAAGGACCUCAACAUAAAACCAGACACACUGAAUCUAAUAGAAGAGAAAGUGGGAAAGAACCUUGAAUUCAUUGGCACAGGGGGAAAUUUUCUAAACAGAACUCCAAUGGCUCAGGCUCUAAGAUCAAGAAUUGAUAAAUGGGACUUCAUAAGGCAAAGGACAUAGUCAAUAAGACAAAUUGGCAACCUACAGAUUGGGAAAAAAACUUUACUAACCCCACAUCUGAUAGAGUGCUAAUAUCCAAAAUAUAUAAAGAACUCAAGAAGCUAAGCCCCCCCCAAAAGAAACCCCAAAAAACAAACCAAUCAAAAAAUGAGUAUAGAACUAAACUGAGAAUUCACAACAGAGGAAUCUUGAAUGGCUGAGAAACACCUAAAGAAAUGUUCAAAGUCCUUAGUGAUCAGAGAAAUGCAAAUCAAAAUGACCCUGAGAUUCCACCAAUCAGAAUGGCUAAAAUCAAAACCUCAGAAGACAACAUAUGUUGGAGAGGAUAUGGAGAAAGAGGAACACUCCUCCAUUGCUGGUGAGAUUGCAAACUGGUACAUCCACUCUGGAAAUCAAUCUGGAGGUUCCUCAGAAAAUUGGAAGUAGAUCUACCUGAAGAUUCAGCAAUACCACUCUUGGAAAUAUACCCAAAAGAUGCCCCACCAUGCCACAGGAGCACGUGUACCACUGUGUUCACAGCAGGCUUGUUUGUGAUAGCCAGAAGCUGGAAACAACCCAGAUGCCCCAUGACAGAAGAAUGGAUACAGAAAAUGUGGUUCAUUUACACAAUCGAGUACUACUCAGCUAUUAGGAAUAAGGACAUCCUGAGUUUUGCAGGCAAAUGGAUGGAACUAGAAAAUAUCAUCCUGAGUGAGGUAACUCAGACCCAGAAGGACAUGCAUAGUAUGUACUCACUAAUAUGUGGAUAUUAGCCAAAAAACAAAAAAACAAAAAACAAAAAAAUGCAGAAUACCCAAGAUACAGUCAAAAAGAUCAACAAGCUGAAGGGCCCAAGUGAGGCUGCCUCAGUCCCACUUGGGAGGGAGGGACCCAGCAGGGAAAGGGGAUUUGGGGAGGGAGUGGGGAACAUGAUCUGGCAUUGGGUAAGGGAAAAGGACUGAAGCCCUGAGGGCCAGCAGAAAGAAUGGAAACAGGCAACCUCAGAGGUAGGAGGUUGGGUGACCCUCCAGAAGGCACCAGAGACCUGGGAGGUGAGAGACUCUCAGGACUCAAAGGGAGAGACCUUAGAUGAAAUGCCCUAUAUUGGGGAGAACUAUUACUGAGGCUAUGGAGCCCUCACAAACAGGGACCUACCAUGACUCCCUCCAAAAGACCCAACAAGCAGCUGAAGGAGUCAGAUGCAGAUAUUUGCACCCAGCCAAUGAACAGAAGCUGCUGACCCCAGUGGUUGAAUUAGGGGAAAGCUGGAAGAAGCUGAAGAGAAGGGCAACCCUGUAGGAAGACCAGCAGUCUCAACCUAGACCCCCAAGAUCUCUCAGACACUGGACCACCAACCAGGCAGCUGAUAUGAGGCCCUGACACAUAUAGAGCAGAAGACUGCCGGGUCUGGGUUCAGUCAGGGAAGAUGCACCUAACCCUCAAGAGACUGGAGGCCCCAGGGAGUGGGGAGGUCUGGCUGGGUGGGGGUGGAGGGAGUGGGACAUCCUCAUGGAGACAUCCUCCUAGGGGAGGAGGUAUAGGAUGUCGAACAGUCGGAGGGUGUUUGUUCCCAGGAGGGGAAUAAAAUCUGGAGAAAGAAAGAAAGGAAGGAAGGAAGAAAGAAAGAAAGAAAGAAAGAAAGAAAGAAAGAAAGAAAGAAAGAAAGAAAGAAAGAAAGAAAGAAAGGAAGGAAGGAAGGAAGAAAAGGAGGGGGAGGAAGGGAGGAAGAGAGAAAGAAAAAGAAAGAGAUAGAAAAGAAAAGAAAAAAGGAAAGAAAAGAAAAGAAGAGAAAAGAAAAGAAAAGAGAAAGAAUUCUGCAUUUAAGGGCAGUAGCUGACUUCAAGCUCUGUACCACAUAGCACUGCGCUCAACCUAUGAGUAAGUACAUGCUGCUAUGGCAAUGCUUUCUGUCGCUCUGCUUCUCAGGGCCAGUGCCUGUCCUGAAUCAGAUAUCUGUCAUUACUAUGAACACUCUUAUAUCUUGUUUCUAUGUGGAUAUAUUUGCAUUUCUUUUUUUUGUUGUUGGUUUGUUUUAUUUUGUUUUGUUUUUUUCAAGACAGGGUUUCUCUGUGUAACCCUGGCUGUCCUGGAACUCAAUCUGUAGACCAGGCUGGCCUCAAACUCAGAAAUUCACCUGCCUCUGCCUCCCAAGUGCUGGGAAUAAAGGUGUGAGCCACCACUGCCCGGCUUACUUUUCUUUUACUUGUUAUUUCCUCUUACUGGUUUUUGUCUCGUUUUUAGAAUGUUUGUUGAGAGAGUAUCCCUAUGUAGCUCUGGCUAGUCAGGAACUGGUAGCCUCAAACUCAACUGCCUCUACCUCCUGAGUACUUCAUAAAGGUCUGCACCACCAUGCCCAGAUCAAUUUUAAAAUGUAUUCAUAGUAAUGCUCAUAGCUCCAGUUUUUAAAUCUAAAAUACUUCUGUUCCCCACUUUUAUGUGAAAAAACUAACUAUGUAAAUGGUUCACUGUGACACUUAAAUAAUCAUGUUAAUGAAUAAUUAUGACAGCCACCACACAAAGGCAGUGCCAUUAUUUCUGUUUCAUGAAUAAAAUGACUCAAAAAGGGUCAUGUAAGUAGAUGAACUCAAGAUUUUUUUAAAAGAUGUAUUUAUUUUAUGUAUAUGAGUACAAUGUCGCUGUCUUCAGACACACCAGAAGAAGGUAUCAGAUCCUAUUACAGAUUGCUGGGACUUGAACUCAGGACCUCUGGAAGAGCAGUAAGUGCUCUUAACGGCUGAGCCAUCUCAUCAGCCCCAGCCAGUGCUCUUAAGCACUGAGUCACCUCUCCAGCCCUGAACUCAAGUUUUUAUAGACCUAAAGUCACAAAAUUCCUUCCCUCUUUAUCUUACUGAACAUUUUAAGAUAUAACUUAAUUAACUUUGGUGGCCAACAUUCUGUAUUUUGAAUUCCUUCUGUCCCAUCUUCACCGAGUACACAAAUACAGAGUUUUUUAGUUAUUGCAAAAAGGCAGGAUGAGGAGACGGCUUUGGGGGUAAACAGUUCACCAUGCAUUCAUGAGGGCCCGAGUUUGCAUUCUCAAUACUUAAGUAAAGAGCUGGAUGUGAGAGCAUUCCUGAAACCCCCGUGCUGGCAAGCAGGAACAGAGGCCAGCAGCUUGUGAUUGGGGAAAACACCUGAGCACAUCUGGCCUAUAUGUAUGUACGUACGUGUACACACACACACACACACACACACACACACACACACACACACACAAAGCAGCGUGACUCGAUUUAGUAGGUCAUGCUGUUUCUCCAGCUUCUACAUUCAAGGCAAGAAUAAAAAUGAAUUCUUGAAAACUGUUUCAGAUUUUUCCAAUUGUCAAAUGAUUCAAUGUGAAGUAUAAAAAAGUGUUUAUGUUAUGAAGUAGGUAAAAUUUAAUGUCUGGCAGAGAAGUCUCCAGUUGCUGGCCCCUCAGUAGUACUAGAAUCCCUUUUUAUUGUUCUGUUUUCUUGAGACAGGGUCUCACUUUGUAGCAUUACCUAUCCUGUAAUUUGUUAUGUAGACCAGGCUAGCCAGGAAAAAGAGAUCUACCUGCCUCCACCUUCCAAGUGCUGGGAUUUAAAGCCAUGACAUCUAUCUAGAAUAUUUUUAUUGUAGAAGAUUGAAAAGAUUAUAAACCUAACAGCAUUAUAUGUGAAGACAGAAAUACAAUAUAAAAGGAUGUGCCCAAGACCACAUACAUAGCUACUUAGAGGACACACUGUGACAUUUAACUGGUCCUGGGCUCAAGAUCUCAGAAUAGUCUUUCUUCUAGUUCAGCAGCAGUUUCUUCUGAUAUUGAAACAUUCAUCCUACAGCGAAGUUUCUUAAACAAGAAGAUGAACAAUUUAAUUUAAAUUAGCUCCAGGAAGUACCUGAAACUGACCAGAUUCACUAGACCCCUCCAGCCCAAGAGUAAUCAAUAAAGAUGGCCGAGCAUCUUCUCAGACAAGCCAAGAAUUGUUGCGGGAUUAAAAUCAAGGAAGACUGAGACCAGACCAGCAGCCUGGAAGAGGUUUACACCAGCUUUGUCACUUGGAAAGGACACUCUCCAACUUGUUGAGCUGCCUGCAGGUUGUGCAGCAUGCUCCAGGUUCCCAGCUAUGUGAGCUGUCACCUGUGCAGGGGUGGGCUUUGGUAAUGCAGCUGUCUGCGAGUUAUUUCUGCUCCUAUAAGUAACCUCUCGUCUAUGUAUUCACAUAAGGGACCCUGGUGAGACUCAUGGUUCACCAAGUUGGACUUCGGUGGUACCUGUCUUUUGGUCUGUUGUGGGCUCCCUCUCUGAGAGUAGACGUGUGUUGCAUAUCCCCAGGAAACAUCUUGUCACACAACAUUAAGAAUCUAAGAUGAAGAGACUGGUUGAUAACAUGUCCAAGUUAUCAUAGCUUGUUAGUGACAGAGCCUAUUCCAGGAAACAAAAUCACAAGUUCUACAAACCAUCCGUACUGUCCUUCCUACAUAUAUAAAUUGUCCCUGCCGCCAUUUUUCUAAUGUUUUCAUUAAAUAAAGCCAACAUAUGAUGAAA
Molecule: messenger RNA, 5683 nt
Organism: Mus musculus (house mouse)
Lineage: Eukaryota; Metazoa; Chordata; Mammalia; Rodentia; Muridae
Gene: Trmt13
Product: tRNA methyltransferase 13
Exons: 10
Coding region: 148-984 (278 amino acids)
Biological process (GO): tRNA processing; tRNA methylation
Molecular function (GO): methyltransferase activity; tRNA (cytidine(4)/adenine(4)-2'-O-ribose)-methyltransferase activity
Source: RefSeq, a predicted model, not a curated record